Molecule: messenger RNA, 1414 nt
Organism: Podarcis raffonei (Aeolian wall lizard)
Lineage: Eukaryota; Metazoa; Chordata; Lepidosauria; Squamata; Lacertidae
Gene: NKX3-1
Product: NK3 homeobox 1
Exons: 2
Coding region: 78-680 (200 amino acids)
Biological process (GO): cell differentiation; regulation of transcription by RNA polymerase II
Cellular component (GO): nucleus
Molecular function (GO): DNA-binding transcription factor activity, RNA polymerase II-specific; RNA polymerase II cis-regulatory region sequence-specific DNA binding
Source: RefSeq, a predicted model, not a curated record
CUAUAAAUGGCCCUCCGGACGCCUCGGGAGCACAACUUUGGCCGAGCGCGGGGCGCCCCCUCUCCGGCCCGUGGGUCAUGCAGGCCCCCGAGGCGCGCCCGGGCGGCGCUGCCCGCCCCAAGCAGCUGACCUCUUUCCUCAUUCGAGACAUCCUGCGCCCCGGCGGCGCUCCCGCCUCGGAGCCCGGCCGGGAGGCGCGUCCGCCGGCGCGGAGGGACCGGCCCGGGGCCAGCCCAGCCCCCGAGAAGCCCCGCGCGGCGGAGGCGACAGAUCAGUCUGCAGAGGCCUUCCUCUCUCAUUCUGAGAACACCCCCAAAUCCUUACCGAGACUCCCAAAGCAGCAAAAGCGUUCCCGGGCUGCCUUCUCCCAUAUGCAGGUCAUAGAGCUUGAGAAGAAGUUCAAUCACCAGAAGUACCUGUCUGCACCUGAGCGAGCCCACCUAGCCAAGCACCUGAAACUCACCGAAACCCAAGUGAAAAUCUGGUUCCAGAACAGAAGAUAUAAGACCAAGAGGAAGCAGCUGGCCUCAGAAUUUGGUGGUCUUGAUAAGAACUCAGCAAUUCCAGCCUUCAAAGAACGUGACUUCUCCAGGGCUACUCUGGCCCUUUCUGUGUAUCACAGCUACCAGUAUAAUCCAUAUGUCUACUACCUGAAUGGCUGGAGUCCAAUCUUGUGGUAACUAAUAUACUGAGUGAUCUACUUGCCACAGGGUCUAAAAACACUCUUCAGCCACCACCCAGCCACUGACUUUGCUACAGUGGGGUAGAUUGCAAGUCAGACUUUGCCAGAGACAAUUGGCUUCCUCCUGUUUUAUUUUUCUCUCCUCUAUCUUGGGACAUCCAGGGAGCUCGCAUGGUGCUCUUGAGCUACAGCUAUGGUGUUUGCUUCCCAUGGUGCAAUCUGGGUGACAUACAAAAUAAAUAUUAUAAAAUAUGCCUCUUUUCCUGCAAGGGAUCACGUCUUUCCUCGAAAGUCAGUCUGCAAAGUAAUUCACAACCUGCAUAUAAUGUGCAGCACGUUUCACGUGUAGGGAGAGAGAUACUACUAUAUUGUGAGAAGUGCACUGAAUGAUGGAAACUCCAGAAGUGUUCAUCCCUAGAAGAGGCUGCCUGCUUCAGGAAAAGACCAGCGCUCAGCAGGGCAGCACAUGUUUUUUGUGCAGAAAGCCCCCAGUCCAAUCCCUCGCAUCUCUAGUGAGAAAGAUCGGGCAGUACAGCAGUACACCUUUUCUGGCCUGACGCACACACCCCUUGCCCCCAAACAUGGAUUUGGGGACCCACUUCUUAAUUAUUAAUAUUCUUUAAAUUAUCAAUUUGUAUGGUGGCCGGGCUGCUUUUGUGGUCUGCCUUAAGUCAGGCUGUGAUCCAGUGGUGCAGAGAGCCAAGCUGAUACCAUCCAGAUGUUGUCAGACUC